Glycine soja is the source of this 2984-nucleotide messenger RNA. RefSeq lists its product as uncharacterized. The transcript is spliced from 8 exons. The record is from RefSeq and is a predicted model, not a curated record. NCBI's taxonomy places the organism in Eukaryota, Viridiplantae, Streptophyta, Magnoliopsida, Fabales, Fabaceae. Bases 166 to 2784 code for a protein of 872 amino acids.
CAUUUGAUUAUUGCAGGUAUAGCCAAACAGAGUGCUGUGCGCCUUAUUCCGGAUUAGGGUUAAGCUUUCAACAUUGUGCAAACUUGGACUCUGCCUCUCUCAGUUGAGUCACACAACAUCACCACCGACACAACGUUUGUUUGGUGCUUCGCAAGGAACAGAACAAUGAGUGUCCAAAGCCAGAGUGGUUCAAGCAAUGGCACCGAACGAUCAAGGACGCAUUGGACUCCAUUGCUGGAACGCUAUUUCAUUGAUCUCAUGUUGGAGCAUUUGCAGAGAGGGAACAGGGUUGGCCACACUUUCAACAAGCAAGCAUGGACAGACAUGCUCACCUCGUUCAAUGAUAACUUUGGUUCUCAGUACGACAAAGAUGUCUUGAAAACUCGCUACACCAAUUUGUGGAAGCAGUUCAAUGAUGUCAAGAGCCUUCUUUCUCACUUUGGUUUUUCCUGGGAUGCUGCCCGGCAAAUGGUUGUGGCUGCUGAUGAUGAUUCUGUUUGGGAUGCUUAUUUGAAAGCUCACCCUGAUGCUAGAUGCUACAGAACAAAACCAGUGCUCAAUUUUGAUGAUUUGUGUGUUAUAUAUGGCCACACUGUUGCUGAUGGAAGAUAUAGUUUAUCUAGCCAUGAUGUAAACCUUGAUGAUCAAGUACAAGGACAACAUUUGGGUGAUGGAAUGGGAAGCAUUGCUGUACCGAGUAGUGAACGUGCCAAGACAGAUUGGACUGCUUCUAUGGACCAGUUUUUUAUAGAGCUUUUGCUGGAUCAGUUAGGAAGGGGAAAUCAAGUGGAUAAUGGAUUCAAUAAAAAUGCUUGGACAGAUAUGCUAGCCCUCUUUAAUGCUAAGUUUGGAUGUCAACAUGGUAGAAGGGUUUUAAAGAAUCGGUUCAAGAAACUGUUGAAAUAUUACCGUGAUAUAACAAAUCUUAUAAAACAAGGCUUUUCGUGGGAUGAACAACAACAAAUGCUUUUGGCUGAUGAUGAUGUCUGGAAUGCUUAUGUCAAGGCACAUCCGCACGCACGAACAUAUAGAUCAAAAACUUUGCCAAACUAUCGUGAUUUAGAAUUAAUAUUCAGAAAUGUGGCUGAAAAUGAGAUCAGUAAUUUGCAGCAGGAGAAAAAUCAUGAAGAUGUCAUAUCAGAAACAAAGGCUGGUGAAACAAAAGGAAGUCGCAACCCAAGUGGCACUGAUCGUACUAGAACAUAUUGGACACCCCCAAUGGACCGAUGCCUCAUUGACUUGUUAUUGGAGCAGGUCAAACAUGGAAAUAGACUUGGGCAGACAUUCAUUGCCCAAGCUUGGAAUGACAUGAUUACAACUUUCAAUGAACGAUUCAAAUCUCAAUACGACAAAGAUGUUCUGAAGAAUCGUUACAAACAUUUCAGGAAACAGUUCAAUGAUGUAGACCAUCUUCUUCAACAGGGUGGGUUCUCAUGGGAUGAUACAAGAGAAAUGAUUGAUGCAGAAGAUCAUGUUUGGGAUGCUUAUACAAAGGCACACCCUGAAGCUCGAUCACUUAGAGUUAAAACCUUGCCAGACUAUUGGAAAUUGUGUGUUAUAUUUGGAGCGGAAAGUUCUGAUGCAAGAUACGUCCAUUUAGCACAUAAUGCAGAUCUCAGUAGUGAAUUACCGAUGUAUAUAACAGGUGAACAGAAGAAUGGCUUUUUUCCAAAUGUUUAUGAUGCUGGUUCUACAAUAGAGUGGACAGAAUCAAUGGAACACUAUAUUGUUGACCUUAUGAUUGAGCAAGUAAAUAGAGGAAAUAGGAUUGGCCAUUUAUUCAAUGAGCAAGCUUGGAUGCACAUGGUCCAAGCGUUUAACGCUAGAUGGGGACUCCAAUCUGAUAAGCAGGUUCUAAUGGAUCAAUAUUUCUGCUUGAUGAAAAAACAUGAUGACAUCAGCAAUAUUCUCAGUCACAGUGAAUUUACAUGGAAUGAAACCCUACAAACGUUAAAUGCUGAGGAUGAUGUCUGGGAUGCAUACAUUAAGGACCACCCAGAUGCCAUCUCAUAUAAAAACAAAUGUUUGUAUCUUUUCCAUGAUUUAUGCAAGAUUUUUGGAAACAAAUUAAUGGAAGUAUCAGAUGUAAGAGUGAGUGAUCUGGAGCAGCUUCAAUUGAUGGAAGCAAAUGAUUUUACCAUUGAAAUGGAUAUGGAUGAAACAAAUGAAAGUUUGCUUAAUGUUAGCAGUGUUGGUAUAUCAGACCAGGAUCCGGGCAGGGCAAAGGAAAUAGAUGCGGAUGGAUCAUUUGGGAAUUUGGUUGUGAGUAGCAGCAAUGAAAUUGAGAUUGUUGCCGUUGGAACAUCAGGAAAUUUAGAUGUGGAUAUGGAUAUGACAUCUGGAACCUGUGGGAAUUUGGAUGUGACUGGCGACACUCAAAUAUUAUCUCAAGAUAAACAAGGCCCUGACGAAAUGGCUACAAAUGGAACACGUGGGGAUUUGGAAUUGAGUGGCAACACUAAAAUAACACAGCAUGUCAGAAAAAGGCCUAAUAUGAUGUUUCAAGACUCCAGACCUCCCAAAAAGAAGCUGGGAAUGAAAGAAGCUUUGUCUGAGAUGGCUAGUGCUGUUAAGGCACUGAUGAAUGAUAAAGAGAACAACAAUACAUCAUUUGACGAUGCUUUAAGUGCACUUCGAGCUAUGCCGGACGUAGAUGAUGACUUAGUAAUGGAUGCGUGUGAUCUGUUGGAAGAUGAGAGAAAGGCUAAGAUAUUUUUAGCUUUGGAUAUCUCUUUGCGAAAGAAGUGGUUGCUUAGAAAGCUUCGUCAGGGAAAGCCCACAUGACUCAAACUGUAUAUAGCUUAUAAAAUUUUGAACUUUUCCUUGUCCAGAUUUUCCUUUUCAUCGCUAGCAAAAUCUUAGAAACAAUCCACAUCGUAGUGUGGCUGUGUACAGUGCAACAUAAAGCUUAAGCCAUAUACUAAAUUACUGACAUUGAAUUUUUUUUCUUGAUGGAUCUAAGUUCAUAACUACGCUGUUAGUCA